Molecule: messenger RNA, 1471 nt
Organism: Trichomycterus rosablanca
Lineage: Eukaryota; Metazoa; Chordata; Actinopteri; Siluriformes; Trichomycteridae
Gene: ccdc51
Product: coiled-coil domain containing 51
Exons: 4
Coding region: 96-1358 (420 amino acids)
Source: RefSeq, a predicted model, not a curated record
UUCAGAUUGAUCCAGAUCUACUGCAGUCCGGGCUGAAAAAGCAAUAUCUGGUCGCAGGUUUGAAGUGUGAAGUCUCCCCUAAAUGAAAUCUUUCAAUGGGCUAUCGAAGAAGCUUUUUACCAUCAAGAAGCAAUGGAACAUAUUUAUAUUGCUUCCAAGUCUCUGGCAGAAUCCAGAGAAAUGUCUUCUCCAUUAACAGAACUUACUGCUCCCAAAAACAAAGUCCAGCAGACAAAACCGCGUCUGAAAAUCAGGAGCAGCCGUCGACUGCCUUAAGGAACGUGGCUGAGCUUGGGAAACAGUGGGGACAGAAUACAGUGAAAGCUGCAACGGCUACUGUCAACUACUGGUGGGAGAAGUAUGAGCACUUUGUCGGUCUUAUUGAAGUCAGAGGUGCUCAGUCGAAAGUUACAGAGGCUGAGCAGGCGUUCAUGGUGACCAGAGGAAUGGUCCGUGAGGCUCAUGUGAGUUUGGAGGCUCUUCAGGGAAAACUUAAGGAAGUCAGAGAUCGUCUAGACCGGGUAUCACGUGAGGAGGCACAUUAUCUGGAACUAGCAACAAUGGAACACAAGUUACUACAGGAGGAGCGUCGUCUCAAAACGGCUUACGAAAACGCAGAAGAAGGUGAACGUGAGAAAUUCGCCCUCUUCUCUGCCGGUGUGCGUGAGAGUCAUGAAAAAGAACGAGCUCGGGCUGAACGCACCAAGAACUGGUCUAUCAUUGGUUCGGUUCUUGGAGCCAUCAUUGGUGUCAUGGGGUCCACUUAUGUCAACAGGGUGCGUCUUCAGGAGCUCAAAAGCUUGCUGCUGGAGGCUCAGAAGGGACCAGCGAGCCUACAGGAGGCUAUUAAAGUCCAGGCCAGUUUGCACAAAAGCCAGCAGGAGGAACUUCAACGUCUCAUAGAUACAUUUAACCUUAAGCUUAAUGUUGUUAAUGACAGAGCAGCUAAAAACGAUAUGCCAGUGGCAGCAGCACGAUCUGCAGCUCCACCAUCUAAACCCAGUGUGUCAGAAGAAGCUAUCAGAGAGGUUCUUCUGCAAAGCCGGAGAGCUCAGCUUGUCAUGGAAGAUUUGAAACCACAUAUGGAGCAGCUGAAGCAGAACGUAGGAAAGAUGGCGACAGAAUUACAGGCUGUAAAGACGUCCAUCAUGACCCGUCCUGCAGAAAAAGCUGUCAUUCAGGCAAAAGAUACGCCGCUCAUAGUGUGUGAUACGGAGAGCGUGAUUCAAGGCCUGGACCAGACUGAGAAACGACUGGAGGCUCAGAUUAAUAGGACUACGUAUAAUAACACCAUUCUGAGCUUUACUGUGUUCGCGUUAGCCAUGCCUGUGCUGUAUGUCGUCUUUAAAGGUACUUAAUGAAGUUGUGUAGGCUGUAACAAGCACUAAAGGGGCCAUUAAAUGCAACAGAAAUUACCUUAGAUUUUACUGUCAAAGCUGUAUUAUAAUCAGAAUUAAAAUGUUUAACUUGA